Messenger RNA from Populus euphratica (Euphrates poplar), 1132 nucleotides. Its product is annotated as peptidyl-prolyl cis-trans isomerase CYP59-like. Bases 274 to 993 code for a protein of 239 amino acids. Gene Ontology annotation, cellular component: nucleus. The transcript is spliced from 7 exons. NCBI's taxonomy places the organism in Eukaryota, Viridiplantae, Streptophyta, Magnoliopsida, Malpighiales, Salicaceae. The record is from RefSeq and is a predicted model, not a curated record. Gene Ontology annotation, molecular function: zinc ion binding; nucleic acid binding.
UUCAAAUUCCAUCUUCAUAUUAAUUCAUUCUUUUUUUAUCUUGUGUGGCAGAUUGGGGAUAUUCCUGAGGCUGAGACGAAGCCUCCUGAUAAUGUCCUAUUUGUUUGUAAACUAAAUCCAGUUACUGAGGAUGAGGACUUGCAUACAAUCUUUUCACGCUUUGGAACUGUUAUAUCGGCUGAUAUAAUUCGUGAUUAUAAGACUGGAGACAGCUUAUGUUAUGCAUUUAUAGAGUUUGAGACCAAAGAGGCAUGCGAGCAGGCAUAUUUUAAGAUGGAUAAUGCUUUGAUUGAUGAUAGAAGGAUUCAUGUGGAUUUUAGUCAGAGUGUUGCAAAACUAUGGUCUCAAUACAGGCGAAAAGACAACCAACCGGGUAAAGCAGGAAGAGGUUGCUUCAAAUGUGGUGCUCUUGAUCAUAUGGCGAAGGAUUGCACUGGUGAUCCUGCUAGCAAACAUCAACCUUCAAAAUAUAUCCUGAAGGACGAUAAUAUGCAGCGUGGUGGAGAUAAUAAUUCGAGAUAUGAAAUGGUAUUUGAUGGAGACACUCCAGAAAGUCCAAGACAGGGAAAGAGACAUGGACACCGUGAUCCAGAUUACCAAAUUGACAGAGAAAAGAAAGAUGGAAAAGAGAGGUACAGGCAGAGUGACAGAGAUAGAGGACACAGACAGGACACUCGGUACCCUGAAAGUAAAGGACGAAGUCGAUAUCCUGAGGAGCGACUUGAUAAAGAAAAGUAUAUGGAUAGAAGAAAAGACCGAGAUGAUCGAGAUUACAGAAAGAGAACUUCAGAUAGUCAAAGAGAUUAUGAUAGCCAUAAAGACCAUCGAGAUUACAGAAAGAGAACUUCAGAUAGUCAUAGAGAUCAUGAUGGCCAUAAAGGCAAGAGGGAUGAACGAGAAUAUAGACGUCGAGGUACAGAAAAUGAUGAUGAUCCUGAAUAUGAUCGAGAUCGGAGGAACCGAGAUGACAAAAGAAGUCGAGCUCUAAGAUGAUGCGAAGUGCUAUUGUGGCAUUGCUUUUGUAGUUCUUGGUUCCGAAACUAUAGCAUUAAUGGAUGUUGUGCCAAGAUGAUCAAAUUAUUCUGAGAUAGAUUCUUUUCUUUCGAGUGACAAUUCUUUUCUUUCACACAUU